AUGUGCGGACUAACAGCUUUCCUUGCCCUGGGUAGGGGGGAUAACGGCCGUCAGUGCGGGAAUUGCCAUGGCCCACAUCUCUUGAAAGGACAGAUGGAUGAGAGUCUGGAGUUGGUCAAACAUCGUGGUCCUGAUGCAAGAGGCCAGUGGUUUAGCCCUGAUUAUCGUGUUGGUCUGGGACAUGCUCGUCUAUCAAUUAUCGACCUAAGCCCUGCGGGAAACCAGCCUUUCCAUGACAGUGAAGAUGAUAUCCAUGCCGUGGUCAACGGAGAAAUCUAUGACUAUGAAAAGCAUCGAAUGGAACUUGCCGGAGAAUUUAAAUUUAAGAGUAACAGCGACUGUGAAGCAGUAAUUGCUCUCUAUCGCCAUUAUGGUGUCUCCUUCCUCUCAAAAUUAAGAGGAGAGUUUGCUCUCGUCCUCUGGGACGCCAGGCGAAAGCGUUUCUUUGCGGCCCGUGAUCGCUACGGUAUCAAGUCUCUGUACUAUACGGUUGUGAACAAUAAACUGCUAGUUGCCACAGAAAUGAAAUCUUUCUUGCCCUUUGGAUGGCAGCCGGAGUGGAACGUCGAGAACCUCAUGGGAAAGGGUUGGUUGUAUGACUCCGAGAUGUACUUUAAAGGGGUACAUCGACUGGAACCUGGCCAAUACUUGGUCAGUUUGAACCAUCAGUCUCCAGAGGUGAAGACGUACUGGGACCUUGAUUAUCCUGAUAAGAGAGCCCCUUGCCCACAGACUGAAGAGGAGAUAGUCCUUAAAGUGAGAGAGCUUAUGCUAGAAUCAGUGAGACUCCGUCUCCGCGCUGAUGUGGGAGUGGGUGUUUACCUUAGUGGUGGCCUGGACUCUUCUGCUAUUGCAGGGAUGGCUGCCCACCUUAUCAAAGAAGGUCAGCUUUUGGGAAAUGAUGCUAGCGGGGAUAUCUCAAAGAUGAGUUGCUACACUAUUCGAUUUGGAAAGGGAAGUGGAGUGGAUGAGUCUGGUACAAACUCCGAUAUCGCGCAACGAACUGCCGACUGGUUGGGCGUUGACCUCUAUCCCGUUACAAUGGAUGAGGAAGAGAUUGCCGUGAGACUUGAGGACACCGUUUGGUAUACCGAAGCACCCAUCCCAGACGUUAAUGGAAUGGGUCGAAUGGCUGUUGGAGAGCUUGCUCAUUCACACGGGAAGAAGGUCAUUCUUACUGGCGAAGGAUCAGAUGAACACUUUGGAGGCUACCCUGACAUGCUCACCAAAAUUCUUCUGGAGCCAGAUUACGCAUGGCCCUCUACUCCAUUCCCCCCAAUGCCUAACGAUGCCAAAAUCUGGACAGCGGGAAGAGAGCCUGUACCACCACCUGUGGAGGCUCCUGCGUCAACAAAGAGAAUGCUGAAUAACACAUCGGUAUUCGCUCGUAUAAACUCAUUUUACGCCCUCCCCUUCGCUUCGUGGACCGCCAAUCUUGGGAUGGACAACCCUGAAACAGUCUUUGCGGAAAACCUAGGGGCUCAAGUCGUCGCCAAUAUCACGGAUAAGUGGCACCCAUUACACUCUGCAAGCUACCAGUGGACUAAAUCUAUUCUGGCGAACUACAUCCUCCGCUAUAUUGGAGAUGGAGUCGACAUGGUCCACCAGAUUGAAACCCGCCCACCAUUCCUGGACCACCAUGUGACUGAAUAUGUGAACCAGAUCCCUCCAAGCCUAAAGAUUAAGUAUGACUCUGGAAACAAGAUCCUCCGUGAGAAAUACAUCCUUCGCCAGGCUAUGUGCCCAUUCAUUACUAAUGAGAUCAUGAACCGUACCAAACGUGCGUACCUGGGACCAACGAUCUACCGCGAGGGUGGACCGAUCCACAAUGUUGUUAUAAAGCUUCUCACGGAGGAAAAUGUGAGGAAUCUUGGGUUUGUGGACUGGAAUCAACUACAAAAGCAAAUUGUGAAAGGUUUCCGCGAUGGUGAUGGACGAUGCUUCCGAAGCUCGCUUUUUGUCGCUCAGCUUGUAGUACUCUCGCAGAGAUUUGGAGUGAAGAAAGCCACUGAUCCAUUCCCAAGGCUGCAGCCUGAAUAUACUGAACGUGAUGAUCCCUAUCUGGCUUUUACCCAGACUAGGAGCCGUCUCUAG
This is a messenger RNA of Aspergillus ochraceoroseus IBT 24754, 2094 nucleotides long. Its product is annotated as asparagine synthetase B family protein. Gene Ontology annotation, molecular function: asparagine synthase (glutamine-hydrolyzing) activity. Gene Ontology annotation, cellular component: cytosol. The transcript has 6 exons. Lineage: Eukaryota; Fungi; Ascomycota; Eurotiomycetes; Eurotiales; Aspergillaceae. The record is from RefSeq and is a predicted model, not a curated record. Bases 1 to 2094 code for a protein of 697 amino acids.